Hyla sarda is the source of this 3485-nucleotide messenger RNA. RefSeq names its product zinc finger protein 420-like. Lineage: Eukaryota; Metazoa; Chordata; Amphibia; Anura; Hylidae. Gene Ontology annotation, biological process: regulation of DNA-templated transcription. The record is from RefSeq and is a predicted model, not a curated record. The transcript is spliced from 8 exons. The coding region runs from base 189 to 3413 and encodes 1074 amino acids.
GGAGAUCUCUCAGAGCAGCAGCCCCUGAUCAUGUGACUCCUUCUCCUCCAUGUGACUGAUCACAUGACGGUGACAUCAUCGCAGGUCCUGUAAGCACGCGGCUCCUCUACAGAUACAGGUUUCUCCAAUCCAGGAUCCUCUGCUGAUAUCUUCUAUAUAAGAGAAUUCUCCUGGAUGACCCAUCAACCAUGGAGAGAGACAGGAACAAGAUGGCCGACAGGAUCAUAAACCUCACCCUACAGAUACUCUUCCGGCUUACUGGAGAGGAUUACACAGUAGUGAAGAAGUCCUCUAGUGGGCGCUGUCGGGCCCCUGUGUGUGAAGGAUGGGGAAGAACCCUGAGCCAAAUCACAGGGCCCCCACCGCACUCCCUGAUACAUGAGGAAAUGGAUGAACAGAAGAUCCGAGAACUCAUCAACAAGAUGAUGGAGCUGCUGACUGGAGAGGUUCCUAUAAGGUGUCAGGACGUGGCGGUCUAUUUCUCCAUGGAGGAGUGGGAGUAUGUAGAAGGACACAAGGAUCAGUACAAGGAUCAGGUCAUGAUGGAGGAUCAGCAGCCCCUCACAUCACCAGUCAGAUUCAGUAAGAGAACAGCACCAGAGAGGUGUAUUUGUCCUCUUGGUAAGCAGAAUAUGGAGGUCAUUACUACAGAGAAAGAUCUGCUCUAUAUUAAUGCUACAGACAUAAAGGAAGAAGAAGAAACGUAUGUGAGCAGUGAUGUGCAGUAUAAGGAGGACAUUCCUAUAGGAAAAGAUUUGAUCUAUAUUAAUGCUACAGACAUAAAGGAAGAAGAAGAAACGGAUGUGAGCAGUGAUGUGCAGUAUAAGGAGGACAUUCCUAUAGGAAAAGAUCUGAGCUAUAUUAAUGCUACAGACAUAAAGGAAGAAGAAGACACAGAUGGGAGCGGUGAUGAGCAGUAUAAGGAGGACAUUCCUACAGGGAAAGAUCUGAUCUUUAUUAAUACUACAGACAUAAAGGAAGAAGAAGAGACAGAUGUGAGAAGUAAUGAGCAGUAUAAGGAGGACAUUCCUACAGAGAAAGAUCUGAUCUAUAUUAAUACUACAGAUAUAAAGGAAGAAGAGACAGAUGUGAGCGGUGAUGAGCAGUAUAAGGAGGACAUUCCUACUGGUAACCACCCAGAUUCUUGUAGCAGGAGAUCAGAGGAGAAUCUUAUAUCUUCAGAUUAUAAAGCAGAUGAUGAUAUCACACAAGAUACAUAUGAAGAACAUUCCAUUAUCCCAGAUACACCCUCAGCCCUUCACAGCCAAGAUCUGUCAUCUCAUCCUUAUAUACAGGUCCUGUCUUCUCAGUCAUCACAGAAAGGUCACAGAAGGGGUGUUGGACAUCAACGAGCUCAUACAGGAAAGAAAACAUAUUCAUGCUCAGAAUGUGAGAAAUCUUUUACUCAGAAAUUAGAUCUUGUUAGACAUAAAAGAACUCACACAGGGGAGAAGCCAUUUUCAUGUGCAGAAUGUGGGAAAUGUUUUACUGAUAAACCAAGUCUUGUUCAACAUCAAAGAAAUCACACAGUGGAGAAGCCAUUUUUAUGCUCAGAAUGUGGGAAAUGUUUUACUCGGAAAUCACAUCUUGUUGUACAUCAGAGAACUCACACAGGAGAGAAGCCAUUUUCAUGUUCAGAAUGUGGGAAAUGUUUUGCUCAGAAAUUAGAUCUUGUUAGACAUAAAAGAACUCACACAGGGGAGAAGCCAUUUUCAUGUGCAGAAUGUGGGAAAUGUUUUACUGAUAAAUCAAGUCUUGUUCAACAUCAAAGAAAUCACACAGGGGAGAAGCCAUUUUCAUGCUCAGAAUGUGGGAAAUGUUUUACUCGGAAAUCACAGAUUGUUGUACAUCAAAGAACUCACACAGGAGAGAAGCCAUUUUCAUGUUCAGAAUGUGGGAAAUGUUUUGCUCAGAAACCAGAUCUUAUUAAACAUCAAAGAACUCACACAGGAGAGAAGCCAUUUUCAUGUUCAGAAUGUGGGAAAUGUUUUGCUCAGAAAGCAAAUAUUCAAAAUAAAAGUCAUCAAAGAGAUCAUACAGGAAAGAAACCAUAUUCAUGCUCAGAAUGUGGGAAAUGUUUUACUAAGAAAUCAAAUCUUAUUCAACAUCAAAGGAUUCACACAGGGGAGAAGCCAUUUUUAUGUUCAGAAUGUGGGAAAUGUUUUACUUUUAAAUCAAGUCUUGUUAACCAUCGAAUAACUCACACAGGAGAGAAGCGAUUUUCAUGUUCAGAAUGUGGGAAAUGUUUUACUUUUAAAUCAAGUCUUGUUAUACAUCAAAGAACUCACACAGGUGAGAAGCCAUUUUCAUGUGCAGAAUGUAGGAAAUGUUUUACUGAUCAAUCAAGUCUUGUUAAACAUAAAAUAACUCACACAGGGGAGAAGCCAUUUUCAUGUUCAGAAUGUGGGAAAUGUUUUACUGAGAAAUCAGGACUUGUUAAACAUCAAAGAAGUCACACAGGAGAGAAGCCAUUUUCAUGUUCAGAAUGUGGAAAAUGUUUUACUGACAAAUCAAGUCUUGUUAUACAUCAAAGAACUCACACAGGGGAGAAGCCAUUUUCAUGUGCAGAGUGUGCGAAAUGUUUUACUAAAAAUUAUUUUCUUGUUAGCCAUCAAAGAACUCACACAGGGGAGAAGCCAUUUUCAUGUGCAGAGUGUGGGAAAUAUUUUACUCAGAAAUCAAGUCUUGUUCAACAUAAUAGAACUCACACAGGGGAGAAGCCAUUUUCAUGUUCAGAAUGUGGGAAAUGUUUUGCAGACAAAUCAAGUGUUGUUAGACAUCAAGGAGCUCAUACAGGAAAUAAACCAUAUUCAUGCUCAGAAUGUGGGAAAUGUUUUACUUUUGAAUCACUUCUUGUUAUACAUCAAAGAACUCAUACAGGGGAGAAGCCAUUUUCAUGUAGAGAAUGUGGGAAAUGUUUUAUUAAGAAAUCACAUCUUGUUCAACAUCAAAGAACUCACACAGGGGAGAAGCCAUUUUUAUGCUCAGAAUGUGGGAAAUGUUUUACUUGGAAAUCAACUCUUCUUCAGCAUCAAAGAACUCACACUGGAGAGAAGCUGCUUUCAUGCACAGAAUGUGGGAAAUGUUUUACUUUUAAAUCACUUCUUGUUAAUCAUCAAAGAACUCAUACAGGGGAGAAGCCAUUUUCAUGUUCAGAAUGUGGAAAAUGUUUUACUGACAAAUCAAGCCUUGUUAAACAUCAAAAAACUCACACGGGGGAGAAGCCAUUUUCAUGUUCAGAAUGUGGAAAAUGUUUUACUGAGAAAUCAAGUCUUGUUAAACAUCAAAGAACUCACACAGGGGAGAAGCCAUUUUCAUGUGCAGAAUGUGGGAAAUGUUUUACUCAGCAAUCAAGUCUUGUUAAACAUAAAAGAACUCACACAGGAGAGAAGCCAAUUCAGAGCAAUAAAUGAUGCAGAUAACACAUCUAUAUAUUAACCAUGUACAUAGGAUAUCUGACAUUUAUACAUAUAUCAUAUACUGCA